AUGUUGCUGCCUGAAAAUGUCGAGGAUAUCUUUCCAAUGACCGAUUUCCAGAUACAGAGCAUCAAGCAGCCAUGCAACUACUUCUACUUUGACAAUGGUACUGAGCAGGUUGAUGAAGGGCUAUCGCGAACUAGUUGGGAGCUGCUUUUCCAGCAUUACCCAUUACCUCGAAGCACUUUUAUGUCCUUCGAGGGAAAUGAUUUCAUAGUUGUGCAACAACAGUCAUCGCCGUCUCUCACCAUUGUCGAUACCAAAAGCUCUCUGGAUAUAGCCUGUACUGCCAUCUGUGAAGAUGAUACUCGCCAGAGACUCUCUCCAAAUGAACUUCACACUAAAUUAGUUCUUGUGCGCAGCCACUCUCACAACCAAGAGGUCCAAACCUCGCGACUAAUCAUUCGCCUCUCGCAUGCCCAAUAUGACGGUCUUUCCUUAGCACCCAUGCUUCAGACCUUGGCAGAUGUUUAUGAUGGGAAAGUGCAGGACGCUCAGAUGUCAUCUCCCGACUCACCCUUCCCUAUUUACCUAGCCCACCUGGUUACUCAGCGCAAUCGGUCUCGGUUAGAUUGGACUCGCCGUAUGGCUGGUUCACGCAACACCCCGUUUUUUUCGUGUCUUUCCAACAGCCAGGUUCCCGGUUGCCCUUCAAGGUCAAAGACAUUCUACAAAAUUCAAGCUUGUCACACUUCAUCAACAGAAAUUUGA
Penicillium manginii is the source of this 702-nucleotide messenger RNA. RefSeq lists its product as uncharacterized. The record is from RefSeq and is a predicted model, not a curated record. Gene Ontology annotation, biological process: secondary metabolite biosynthetic process; amino acid activation for nonribosomal peptide biosynthetic process. Gene Ontology annotation, molecular function: phosphopantetheine binding. Lineage: Eukaryota; Fungi; Ascomycota; Eurotiomycetes; Eurotiales; Aspergillaceae. The transcript has a single exon. Bases 1 to 702 code for a protein of 233 amino acids. Gene Ontology annotation, cellular component: cytoplasm.